CACUUUUCAUUUUCAAAAUUACACUCAAGCCGUAACCAUGGGAGCAUCGUCAUCUUGUGAAGCCGAGGAGCAACAGCGUCGUGAGGCAGAAAACCGUAAUCGAAGCCGCACAAACAACUCCGCUCAACGUGGCACGUGGAUUUACGUAGAACAAAGAUCUGCAAAUGGCAAAAGUGCACCACCCCCACCGGUUAGAAAUCCGCAAAAUUCUAACACGAGCCGUGGCAAUCGGCCGGCAGAUCCGCAGCCGGAGUGUGUGGUUUGCGGGCACGUCGGACACAUUGCCGCGAAUUGUCACCAUCGAUACAAUAAGUGCUUCAUUUGUCGUCAGGAUGGCCAUAUUGCCUCCGUUUGCAAAGCCAAAAAGCAUCAUCCGGACAGCCCCUACAAACAGCAACAGCCCAAGCCUAAAAAUAAACCGGCCAACAAAGGACCACCGGAUGUAACGAGAACGUCGCGUUAAAAGUAUCACCCAUCUUGCUACCGGAACCGGAAUUCCACCAUCGGAUAAUCGGAUGUCGAUAGGGCAUGCAUUCAUCCGUGUCGUCGAGCGUUGAAAUCAUCCCUGCAGCAUCUCUACCGAUCAGCACCCACCGUAAUUUGCGUCGUCACUUUGUUGAAGCCGCAGAUAUUUUACCCUUCCGCCGACCAUGCUAUCAGCGUUUCCACGAACCGGACAAAACUGAUCCACUUUUUUCUAACGAGAAUGUUUCUGUGCUCGUGCGUUUCGUGGCGAAUCGUCGCCCAUUAGUAGGUUAGGAUCAAUAAAAAUGUCCUUUUCGUGUGGAA
Anopheles aquasalis is the source of this 789-nucleotide messenger RNA. RefSeq lists its product as uncharacterized. The record is from RefSeq and is a predicted model, not a curated record. NCBI's taxonomy places the organism in Eukaryota, Metazoa, Arthropoda, Insecta, Diptera, Culicidae. Gene Ontology annotation, molecular function: nucleic acid binding; zinc ion binding.